AUGGACCCUUCAAAGAUAAGAAAGAAAAUCUGUCGUUUUCGAGUCCUCAUCAUAGGAAGAGCGAAUGCAGGAAAAACUAACAUCCUACGGAGAGUUUGUAACACACGGGAGAACCCAGAAAUAUAUAACAGCGCCGGGAGAAAGAUCGAUGCCACAGUUUUGACGCCUUCGACAGAGCGUGGAUUGCACGAUAUUAAGAAUGAGAUGGUGUUUCCAAGCAACCCAGGAUUCGUCUUUCACGAUUCACGUGGGUUCGAAGCAGGCGGCGAAAAAGAAUUUGAGCAGGUGAAGGCAUUCAUCAAGGACCGUUCAAAGGAAACAAAAAUAAGCAAACAACUGCACACUAUCUGGUACUGCAUCCCGAUGGAUGAGGCGCACAGGUCGUUCACCAAGGCCGAAAUCAAGUUUUUCUCCGAGUGCGACACCGGGAACAUUCCGGUCAUAGUGUUGUUCACAAAAUUCGAUGCCCUCUACGAUACCGCAUACGCACAGCUGAAAUCGAAGGGAAAAUCAAUGGAGGAGGCUGAAGAACUGGCGCCGAAGCACGCCGAAGAGUCAUUCGCGAUUGGUUCACAGUUGAAGUUUCUAUACCACUCGAACGAGAUUCAACACCGUCCGAAAUGUCACAUAUGCCUCCCUAACAUGGAUAAGGACGAUGCCGAUUGCGGGCCGUUGAUCGAACUGACAGCUAGAACUCUGGACAACGAAGCGUUGCAACAAUUAUUCGUGUCGACGCAGCGGACCAACUUGGAGAUCUGCAUGAAAUAUGCAGUGGAGAGGUGA
Suillus bovinus is the source of this 783-nucleotide messenger RNA. Its product is annotated as GTP-binding protein. The transcript has 6 exons. The coding region runs from base 1 to 783 and encodes 260 amino acids. NCBI's taxonomy places the organism in Eukaryota, Fungi, Basidiomycota, Agaricomycetes, Boletales, Suillaceae. The record is from RefSeq and is a predicted model, not a curated record.